GGCUGCAGAGCUGCGCUUUGCCCUCCGGUGGCACCCAAUCAAGGGCAGCAGCAGAAUAAAGAAUAAAGACCCCAGGAUGCAGACCUGCUGCCAAGCCCUGUUGCUGCUGCUGGCUGCAUGCACCCUGCCUGCCCACUGCUUGGAGCCCACCUGCCUGCACUUCUCUGAGCUGCUGCCCGCCCGGCUGCGGGAGCUGAGGGUGAAGUUUGAGGAAAUUAAGGACUAUUUUCAAUCCAGAGACGAUGAACUUAACAUUCAACUGCUCAGCUCUGAACUGCUGGAUGAGUUUAAGGGGACCUUUGGCUGCCAGUCUGUGUCAGAGAUGCUGCGCUUCUACACAGAUGAGGUCCUGCCCCGUGCCAUGCAGACCAGCACCAGCCAUCAGCAGAGCAUGGGCGACCUGGGCAACAUGCUGCUGGGCCUGAAGGCGACGAUGCGGCGCUGUCACCGCUUCUUCACCUGCGAGAAGAGGAGCAAAGCCAUCAAGCAGAUCAAGGAGACGUUCGAGAAGAUGGAUGAGAACGGGAUCUACAAAGCCAUGGGGGAGUUCGACAUCUUCAUCAACUACAUCGAGGAGUACCUGCUGAUGAGGAGGAGGAAGUGAGCCCGUGAGCACAGCCGCUCUCAGCCCAGCCCCGCGGCGUUACAAAGCGCACCG
Molecule: messenger RNA, 658 nt
Organism: Gallus gallus (chicken)
Lineage: Eukaryota; Metazoa; Chordata; Aves; Galliformes; Phasianidae
Gene: IL10
Product: interleukin 10
Exons: 5
Coding region: 77-604 (175 amino acids)
Biological process (GO): immune response
Cellular component (GO): extracellular region
Molecular function (GO): cytokine activity
Source: RefSeq, marked validated